UCGCCCACUGCUCCCCGGAUAGCAGCCCUUCUUUCCUUGACACCUUGAUCCACGUGCUUGGACGGUGACCAACGAGCCGCAACGCUCACGCGGAAACCCUACGCUCCUUUGGCCUCGAUCCCGCGCCGGAAGCUCCCCACCAAGCUCCCACUACAUUCGAAUAACGUCUAUUCCUUGGACCCAUUACCAUUCACGAUUCUUACGACAAUUCUUAGACUGAGGUGACGCAGUUCGACAACAACUGCACCCUCCACCCCGCCGGCCGCCGCAGGAAUCAGACUCGUGUUCCGGUCUACUUUCAGACUAUUUUCACCAUGCAGGCAACCGAAGAUACCAUGUUGUCCGCAACUCCAUCCCCCUCCGCCUCAGGGGCUACUCCCACCCACAGCUCUGCGCCCCGCCGGCCACCACGCAAGAGCACCCUCACCCAGCAGCAAAAGAAUCAGAAGAGACAGAGGGCCACUCAGGACCAACUGGUCACUUUGGAAGUCGAGUUCAACAAGAACCCCACGCCAACGGCUGCUGUGCGCGAGAGGAUAGCUAACGAAAUCAACAUGACCGAGCGAUCGGUGCAAAUCUGGUUCCAAAACAGGCGCGCUAAAAUAAAGAACAUUGCAAAGAAAAGCAUCGAAAACGGGGACGACUGCAACGACAUCCCAGAGUCGAUGCGACGGUACCUCGCGUUGCAGGCCAUGGAGUCCGGCAAAUCAUUGGGAAGAGAUUUCCUUGGUCGCAAUGGUGGAUCAAUGGCCGCGUAUGGAAGCGGCAUGCUACUGAACACUGAUACCAGCUCUUCCAAAGUCGUCAUCCACCACUUCGCGUGUCGUUCUUUGAGCAUUGGCACGUGGCGUCGUGUCGGCCAGAGUGCGAUGGAUCUUGUUAUUUUUUAUUCGCCAGAGAAGUGCUGCGUUACCUAUUACAUCAACAAUGACUCAGCAGGCUACAAGAUCGAGUACCCCUUCUCGUACAUCAAAAACAUAACCUUGGAAAAUGGCGAUAUGACGGCCAGCGCCGAGGGUGCCUCGCAACGCCCCGGUGGCCUCAUUGUGGAGCUCAACCGUCCGCCCAACUUCUUCAUGGACUCUUCAGGAUCAGGAGGAUUCUUCCAGUGCGGCGAUUUCACGGAGGAGCAACAGGCCUCACAGAUCCUAACUCACCACCUAGGCGGCCACCCAAAGGUGUUGAGCGGACAGUUGGCGAAACUCGUCUCGCUGGAAUCGUUUCAGAACCGACACAACCUCUAUGACCAGAAUGCCCUCGCCGUCUCGGCGCCCGUGUCGCCUAUCAAUCAUCGCCCAGCCUCCCAACCCAAUCACCUCGCACACCCCCACAUGGGUAUGUUUCAAGAGGGUCCUUUCGGGCCUGGUGGUCUGCACGCCCGUGGUCACAAACGCCAACGCAGUCGGUCUGUUCCUGUCGCGGUUGACUUCUCGAUGCUCCGCAACCCGAUGCCGUCCUUCCUCAUCCAACCAGAACCGUCACCCUACAUUCCGAACCCUGAAAUCUUUGCGCCUGUCCCACAGAGUGCUCCAGGACCCAUUGGACCGAACCUCAGCAUUGACACCUCGGCAGGGUACGGAAUGGAUUACCGACAGUACCCUAUGUCGGCCACAACCGCGAAUUCGCCAUCGGAGUACGGCACGCCAGCCUUCUUUACCUCUGGGCCACCAACCGACAGUGUUCCUGCGUCAAAUUUCGGCCAGCAUUACAACAUUCCUCCUUACCUUCACACACCAAUGGGACCACCUCACUCGGCUCACUCUGCCGCAUCAGCCUCUCCCAUGCCUUCCAUGGUGCACACUGACCCGGUCAUCGCGAACCAAUCUCCGCCUCUAACUUCGUUCGGUCGUGAUGGUUCUGCAGACGUGUACCCAAUGUCACACGAGAAUCCAGACGAGGCGCUGCAGUUGUCGGAUCUUUACGCGAAACAGACGCUCAACCUUCCGUUCCGGUCUCCAUUAGAAGAGAAUGUCGACGACUUGGAUAUGCAGAACCUGGUGUCAUUCGGCACGAUUGAUCCAGCGAGCUUAUCCCCAGAGAACCACCAGAUGUAGCAAUAAAUGCACCCUGAAAAGUUCUGUUCGUCGUUUGAUUUACUCAACCUAAUACCCGCCACCGUACAUGCAGGUAGGGGGAACGUGGAGCGCAAGUUUUCACCUUGAAACAGGUUUGAAAUUUGCAGCCCUCGUUUCUGUUCGCCUCAUCCGAUACCUAAUAUGUUCUCAUCUCUCGUCUACAUAUGGCCGCCUCAGAAAUCUCGAAAUACGCAGUCCUCCCAUCCGAUUUGUUUUCCAUUUAUUCCGAUUCCAUUGUUUCCUCUCCCAUGAGUACUUAAUUCGACACAGCCC
Messenger RNA from Lindgomyces ingoldianus, 2348 nucleotides. RefSeq names its product homeo protein. The record is from RefSeq and is a predicted model, not a curated record. Gene Ontology annotation, molecular function: RNA polymerase II cis-regulatory region sequence-specific DNA binding; DNA-binding transcription factor activity, RNA polymerase II-specific. Bases 315 to 2054 code for a protein of 579 amino acids. The transcript is spliced from 3 exons. Lineage: Eukaryota; Fungi; Ascomycota; Dothideomycetes; Pleosporales; Lindgomycetaceae. Gene Ontology annotation, biological process: cell differentiation; regulation of transcription by RNA polymerase II.